Molecule: messenger RNA, 753 nt
Organism: Indicator indicator
Lineage: Eukaryota; Metazoa; Chordata; Aves; Piciformes; Indicatoridae
Gene: FAM133B
Product: family with sequence similarity 133 member B
Exons: 12
Coding region: 1-750 (249 amino acids)
Source: RefSeq, a predicted model, not a curated record
AUGGGGAAGCGAGACAACCGAGUGGCUUACAUGAAUCCCAUAGCUAUGGCCAGAGCACGAGGUCCUGCCCAGAAUUCAGGACCAACCAUACAAGACUACUUGAACAGACCAAGACCAACAUGGGAAGAAGUGAAAGAGCAACUAGAGAAGAAAAAGAAAGGAUCCAGGGCAUUGGCUGAGUUUGAAGAAAAGAUGAAUGAGAAUUGGAGGAAAGAACUGGAAAAACACAGAGAGAAAUUUCUGGGUGGAAAUGAGAGUUCCUCCAAAAAGAAAGAGAAAAAGAAAAAGGAAAAGAAGAAAUCUAAUAGGUUGUCUUCAUCUUCCUCUUCUUCAUCAAGUUCUGAUUCUUCCAGCAGUUCAUCUGAUUCAGAAGAUGAGGAUAAAAAGCAAGGGAAAAAAAGAAGGAAAAAGAAGUAUCGCUCCUCACGGAAGUCUUCAGCAAGCUCAUCUUCUGAAUCUGAGUCAGACAGCAAGGACAGCACAAAAAAGAAAAGGUCAAAAGAAGAUUAUGAAAAAGAGAAGGAAGGCAAAAAUCACCACAGGAAGAGGAAGAAAGCUGAUCGUGAUGGUCCCCUAUCAUCAGAAUCCUUCUCAGAAUCGGAUCAGGCAGAGGAGAUGCAAGCAAAGAAGAAGAAAAGCAACGAAGAAAAAGAGAAAAUAACUGACAAAACAAAAAAGAGGAAGAAGCACAAGAAACAUGGUAAAAAGAAGAAAAAGAAGAUUGCUGGUUCCAAUUCAGAUUCAGAAUAAUAC